AUGGCCUUUUCUUAUGCUAUCAAGUGUCUAACUCUUUUAGUAGUUGCAUUACUAAUCACCAUCUCAUCGGCUGAUCAAGCCUUAAUCAAAUCCAUUUGUUCCAAAGCCCGCAACCAAGCUCUGUGUUACAACCUUUUCAAAAACUCAGGCAACUCUGAUCGUGGUGGCCUCGGCCAAAUCUCAACAAAUGUAGCUCUGGGGAAAGCACAAACAACGCAAAAUCUUGUCAAAUCUCUUGCGGCAAAAGAGACUGAUCCAAAGAUAAAAGCUCAAUACAAUACAUGCUUGGAGGUGUAUGGUGAUGCUUUGGACAACCUUAAUGACUGCAAGCCAGCUUUCGCUAAAAAUGACUUCAGUACAGCAAAUAUCAGGGCCUCGGCAGCUUAUACUGAUGUGGAUACUUGUUCAGAUGAUGGUAAAAAUGUAGCGCCGCAACUUAAAGCAGCAAAUCAAGAAAAUCAAGAUUAUAUUGACGUAGUUUUGGCAGUUUCCAACAUUCAUUAG
Daucus carota subsp. sativus is the source of this 504-nucleotide messenger RNA. Its product is annotated as pectinesterase inhibitor. The transcript has a single exon. Gene Ontology annotation, molecular function: pectinesterase inhibitor activity. Gene Ontology annotation, biological process: negative regulation of catalytic activity. Bases 1 to 504 code for a protein of 167 amino acids. The record is from RefSeq and is a predicted model, not a curated record. Lineage: Eukaryota; Viridiplantae; Streptophyta; Magnoliopsida; Apiales; Apiaceae.